GUUAGAGGCUGCUGGCAAUAGGAAGGGGAAUUUGCUGAAAGGACUUUGAAACGGACGGAUGGCGGUUCGGUGAGACUGUUCCUGCAUGUCGGACUUGGACGUGUUGUCUCCUCAUACUCUUUAUCGCUUGAUACUCGAGUAAAUACGGCUGCGGGGCAAAGGGCAACAUGUCGGAGGCGAACAGCGUGUCUGUACAGCAGAUGCUUGACAGGAGUUGUUGGGUGUGUUUUGCCACGGACGAGGAUGACCGGACAGCAGAGUGGGUGAGGCCGUGCAGAUGCAGAGGGUCUACCAAGUGGGUGCAUCAGGCGUGUCUCCAGAGAUGGGUUGAUGAAAAGCAAAGGGGAAACAGCACCGCUCGAGUUGCUUGUCCGCAGUGCAACGCAGAGUACUUAAUUGUGUUUCCAAAUCUUGGUCCAGUGGUUUAUGUAUUGGAUCUUGCAGAUAGGCUCAUAUCCAAAGCCUGCCCGUUUGCUGCUGCGGGGAUCAUGGUGGGCUCAAUAUACUGGACAGCUGUCACUUAUGGUGCAGUCACUGUAAUGCAGGUUGUUGGCCACAAAGAGGGCCUUGAUGUAAUGGAACGGGCUGAUCCCCUUUUCUUGCUGAUUGGCCUACCUACCAUCCCAGUUGUGUUGAUUUUAGGCAAAAUGAUUCGCUGGGAGGAUUAUGUGCUCCGGCUCUGGCGCAAAUACUCCAACAAAUUACAGAUACUUAACAGUAUAUUCCCAGGAAUUGGGUGUCCAGUUCCCCGGGUACCAGCGGAAGCCAACCCAUUGGCAGAUCAUGUUUCUGCUACACGGAUACUGUGCGGAGCUCUGGUCUUUCCCACUAUUGCUACUAUUGUUGGCAAAUUGAUGUUUAGCACUGUUAAUUCCAACUUACAAAGGACAAUUCUGGGCGGAAUCGCUUUCGUUGCCAUUAAAGGAGCGUUCAAGGUAUACUUCAAACAGCAACAGUACCUGCGCCAAGCCCACCGAAAGAUCCUCGACAGCCAAGACCCAGAACCUGAGGAAGUAUAAGGAGGCUUGGGUACAAGGCCAGCAUUGCCCAGUCGUACUGCUCACUCCCCUGCUCCUGGGGGAUGUACAAGAAGCUGCUGCUCCUGCCGCCGCCGCCGCCCUGUGACCUUCCCUGUAUGAAACACAAUAAAGCUCUGGUGUGCCAGGGAAAAGCCCAUAAUCGGCCAACCCCAGAGUGUGAUCACAUGCCCUCUGCCCAAUGGGCUGUGAAAAGCAGCAUUGUGCUUUGGUGUGUUACUUGCAUUACACAUGUUGGCAAUAUCUCCCCCCCAACACAAUAACAUCCCCGUCUACACGGCGCAGCCUCAACUGCUCCAUCUGUUGUUCUGUUUCUCCACCUACAUUGCUGCCAAACUGGAAAUAGCUUUUCCAACUUUCUAAUGGUAUUUACUGUCAGAACACUGGUUUUUAUUCUUUACAAAUAAUACUACUGUGUCAGCAGUAUCUAUAACGCCACAUUCAGCUCAUUAAUUUUCUUACUCCUUACUAAAGCUCGUUAUUAUUAUUACACUGCCUAACGUCUCACACCAUUCAGUAGGUUUGGUUUCCUUUUUGCCUCCUCUGCACUUAUUGUAUUCUUCCUGUUAGGGGGCGCAGUCCUAUGGGAAUAUCAGGGAUGUCCAUCUUAUUUUAACUUUAAACAUCUUAAGGUCCACAGACUGGAUCACCCUUCUAUACAGACUGAAACCGCCCCACAAUCUGGGGCAUAAUUACCAUUGAUUCCAAUCGAUUAGCAGGAAAUGAAACCCCUCACAUCAAAUAUAUAUAGAAUAGCUCAGAGUGCCCUUCUAAGCACCUUGGCAAUUUACAUUUUUGUUUCUAGUUUUCACUAUUCUUUUUCUUACUACUACAAUGAAUUUGAAACUACAGUGCCACCUGCUGGACAUUUUGGAUGACAGCCUACAGCAGGGGGAAAUGGGAUGAAAGAAAUGGGGAUGACUUUUCUAAUAUGAUUUUCUAAUUCUUAACAUGUUCCUUUUCCCAGAUUGUAAUUGGCAAGUGGCUGAAAUUGACCAGCAGAUGGCAUCCUUGCAUUACAUUCAUUACAUUGGCACUUCUAAACUGCUAAUAUCUUGAAAACUAGAAAACAAAUUGAGGGUUUACCCUGUAAAGGAGUUAAGUACAGAUUUUGAUCAAUUUUUUCUUAUAAAUUAUCAUUAGGUUCAUUUUAUAGAAUGGGCAGGAAUCCUGCAGGUUUCCCCCCACUGAUGUUUAAUAAAUCUGAUUCUAUGUCUUUUUGCAGCUUUUACUUCUCAUGGGGGCCCCAGUUAUAGCCCCCCCCCCUUUCUUGUAAAGAUGUGUAGCAACGUGUCAUUGGGCAAAUCUCCCACCCUGGACUGCAUGAUAUUGUACUGUGUCUUUGUAACGGGGGGAGGGUGGGGGGUGCGGCAGCGCUGGGUUGGCUUUUUUUUUUUUUUUUUAAAUAAAACCUACAUCUAAACAGUAAAUAGGUUACAUUUUCCGUUUGCUUUUUCUUAAACCAGGGCUAUGCCAUUGGCAGCCACAGGGGCAGAUUUGGCCCUACAUGAGAUUUUUAUGGCUCCCAGCAUGCCCAAGAUUUCUAUAGAUUUUUUUUUUUUUUAAAUUUCACCCCCAAACAUGAAAUAGUGGGUAACUGUACAACUUUAUGGAAAAUCACGUUAAAUAGUCAACUUUGUGCACAGCUUUGUCUGCAGAUUUGCUUUGUGUAGGAACUCUGCCAACCACAGCGCCCCCUAGUGGCAUUUGGUGCUGUUUUCAGAUGUGCAGUGUAGGCUCUGGUGGGUAUUUUAAGGAGAACUGACUAUUUUAUUCAGGAGGGAGAAGCAGCAGUUGACAUUUAUUGGAUACUGGCGUAAGAGCGGGUACUAGGUCUGUGUGCUGCUGAGCCCAGAGGAUCCCUGGGAGACUGGCGUUGCUGGAAUGUACCAGUUGCUGACCCAUUGCUCAUUGUGCAUAGGAGCCAAACUCAUAGGAUUUUACAUGAUGAAACUGUUCAUUGGCUUUUUGUGAUUCUUGGCUUUCCCUGCUGUGUACAUGAUUUCCUUUGAUGUUAAUUAUUAAUAAAUAUAUAUAUUUCCAA
Messenger RNA from Xenopus tropicalis (tropical clawed frog), 3081 nucleotides. RefSeq names its product membrane associated ring-CH-type finger 5 (gene marchf5). Bases 168 to 1019 code for a protein of 283 amino acids. The transcript is spliced from 6 exons. NCBI's taxonomy places the organism in Eukaryota, Metazoa, Chordata, Amphibia, Anura, Pipidae. The record is from RefSeq and is marked provisional. Gene Ontology annotation, cellular component: mitochondrial outer membrane. Gene Ontology annotation, molecular function: ubiquitin protein ligase activity; zinc ion binding.